ACAGAGAACAUGUUGCUCUACGUGCUCAGUAUAUUCAGUGCAAUAUUUGCAUUGUGCUCAGCUGCAGAAUCUCAACUUCCUCUAGCAGCUAUAUGCAAGCGGAAUUCAGAUGACUAUUCGACUUGUUUAAAACAAGCUGUGGAGAAGGCAUGGCCAAAAUUUGCAGCAGGACUUCCAGAAUUUGACAUUCCAACUUUGGAUCCGUUUUUUUUCAAAUACUACAAAUUUGUAAUAAAUUCAGACAACAUACAUGGAGAAUUAAGUUUGUCAAAUAACACUGUAACUGGUUCAUCAAAAAUUCGUAUUCCAAAUGUAAGAAUGUAUUUUUUUGAUGACGGUUUCCGUUUGGAAAAUGACGUAAACGUACCAAGGAUAUUUUCAAAAGGUUCUAUAAAAAUUAAUGGAAAUUUAAAUCCAUUCAAAAUUGCUAAUGAAGGAUAUUAUAAUCUAACUUUGGAAGGUGUCAGCGGAACUUUGAAUUAUACAGGACAUGUAAUAAACGAUACAUGGAUUAUAGAACAUUUUCAUUGUGUUCCGUCAAUUAGAAAGUUUAAAUUGUAUUAUGAUGAUGUGGUCAAAGAAAAAAAAGCAUUCACUGAUGCAAUCAUAAAUUUUGUAAAUGAACACUGGCUAACCUUUUAUCCAAUAAUAGUAUCACACGUGAUCGAUAGAAUAGAAUUGCCUUGGAUCGACUUAGCAAAUAAGUUCUACUCGAAAGUGCCCUUCUCAAAAAUGUCUCCAUAG
Molecule: messenger RNA, 744 nt
Organism: Trachymyrmex septentrionalis
Lineage: Eukaryota; Metazoa; Arthropoda; Insecta; Hymenoptera; Formicidae
Exons: 5
Coding region: 10-744 (244 amino acids)
Source: RefSeq, a predicted model, not a curated record